GCUGGGAAAAGUUCUUACAGAACCGUAUCCAGGUGCAGGAACCUUCACGCAAUGACAAGCUUGUGUGAUGCUAGCUGACCUAAAGGGUGGAGUUAGCUUCGGGGAACGGCUUGAUUAAGGGAGCCAGGGGACCGAAUUUCGGCAUUUGUGUAGUUUGACGUGCAAUACGUGGUGAUACCAUUGCUUAGCUAAACUGCAGUGCUCCAGACAACAACAUUAAAAACAAGAUGGAGGACUCUAAUGGCAGUAAGCCACUUAUGGUAACAUCUUCCCUGUCUUUCCAAGUCACUACACCUUCUUUCUACAACCAACCGAAAAGGUUUGCCUCUGUGGCCCCUCCUCGACCCAAAGGGCAGUCUAACCAAUCGCAGUCACUGACCUUCUCGACAAAAGCAAGCACAGCUACAGUUGGCCGGGUUGGAGAGAUCCCUCCACCUCCUUCAUCUAUUAGUGAAGAUUUUCCACCCCCUCCUCCUCCAGUGGAUGCAGAGCUGCCAGCUCCUCCCCCAGAAUGUCAGCUCACACCCCCUGCAUUUGAGGCCCCUCCCCCUGCUUUCCCUCCCCCUCCCCCAGUUGCAGAAGACUUGCCUCUCCCAGCACCUCCUGAAGAUGUGAGCUUCGUACCCUCAGAUUCUUCUCCUGCUGUUGCUCCUCCUCCUCCACCUCCUCCCCCUCCUGCACCUCCACUCCCUGAGUCUGGCACCGGUAUCGGUCUUCAGAAAUCAUUGGAGAAGCAGACUAGUUUUGACCGACAGCUGGACUCUCUAACUGAUAUGUUGUCAGAAAUGGAAACACGAAGACCUUUCAACCCAAAGGUGUCCAGUCAGCUGUCAUCAGUGCCUACCCCAAAGUCACCUGCUCCUCCUCCCACAGCCCCCAAACCCUCCCUGUCUUUUCUGCCCCCACCAGAACUGCAGGAUCGCCCUCCACCUGCCCCCUGGGCAGAAGAGCUACGUGCACGUACCACAUUGAGACACGGUGGCACGAGCACACCCUCUGCCCCAGCAUCUGGAGCACCAGUGGGCAAAGGACCUGCAGCUACCCCAAAGACAACAUUCACUCCCAGCCAGCCUGCUUCUAAUUUUAGCCCCAAAUCUGGAAACAGCGUGAGCUCUGCAGCUCCACGAGGAGUUAACCUUGCCCCCAAAGUCACUUCUCACAUCUCGUUCCCUCCACCACCUGCUGCACCACCAGGUCCUCCUCCACCGCCAGCAAAUGCCCCUGCCCCUGCCAAAGCUGUCAGUAAUGCCAAAGCCUCCCUUCCAUUCAAUCAAGAGAAAACAUGUCCACCUCCAGUUUCUCCACAGCCUAAACCAGCACCAUCUUCCACUUCCACUGCAUCACAAAACAGCAACCUAUUGCUCAGUCCAACCCCACCCAUGCCAAAAGGCCCUGGAGCAGGUGCACCCCCUGGUGGUGUUCCUCUCUCAAUGCGAGAAGUUGAAGAGCUGGAAAGGAUGACCAAAGAUUUCAUUAAGCACAUGGACAACCGUUCCCCAGUUAUCACCUCUGCACCUACAGAGAUGUGUGGAAAUUGUGGAGAGGCUCUGUCCAGGUCUCAGCCUGCAGUCAGGGCGAUGGACAAACUUUUCCACUCACACUGUUUCUGCUGCGUGACGUGCCAGCGCCCCCUGCAGGGAAUGCAGUUCUAUGACCGUGAUGGAACACCAGAGUGUGAGGAGUGUUAUGUGAACUCUCUGGCAAUUUGUUCUCGCUGUGGGGAGCGGAUCACAGAUCGUGUGCUGAAAGCAGUGGGUCAGUGUUUCCAUGCUCACUGUUUCCGCUGCACUGUGUGUAGCUGCACACUGGAGGGCUCUCCAUUCAUCACUGAUGACAACAACAACCCCUACUGUGUCAAUGAUUACCACCGACGUUUUUCUCCUCUGUGUGUGAGCUGCAAUGAGCCAAUUGUUCCUGACCCUGGCAGUGAGGAAACACUCAGAGUAGUAGCCUUGGAGAAGAACUUUCAUCUUAAGUGCUACCGAUGUGAGGACUGCGCCCGUCCUCUCUCUAUAGAAGCAGAUGCUGAUGGUUGUUAUCCAUUGGACGGGAGGAUUCUAUGCAUGAAGUGCCACACAAAGCGUGCCAAGCAGGCCAUGAAGUGAUUGGUGGAAACUCCUGUCACUCCUUAAAAACCAAACGUAAAAAUCAAAGAUUGACUCUGCUUUGAUUCCAGACAUUUGAUGCAUUGUUUUUGUGAGUUUUGUAAUUCCGUCUCUUUUGUCAUUUGUCAUACAGCCUUGUUUUUGUCUGAACCUUUCUGUAGCUUUAUCAGCGAGACCACUUAGCAAGAAACUCAAUAACUCCAGCAGCUCUUUUGCAUUUUUUUAUGCACGCUCUUAAGAAAGAUCCUCUUCCCCUUUCUAAAGAUGCUUUCCUAAGCAACUUCAUCAAUGUUUACCAUCUCAGCAUGUGGUUGCUUGAAUACAGUGUUCUGACAUGUCGUGUAAUUUAACAAUUGAGAGCUAGGAUUUUAGGGUAUGAAAAAAGAUUGUGUAACUGUGGCUAUUUCUAGUUCACUGCAACUCCUUACGUGCUUCGCACAUGAACAACUUGCGUAAAGCUUAGCACAGCCUCCAGAUCAAAAUCAUUAAAGAUUAAAGGACAGUUAGCACUGUUUACGAUACUUGUAUUAAAUAAAUAUGACACAUGAACUAGUGAACAGCAGAAAAAUGCUUUUAGAAAAACAGCUUUCCAAAUAGACCUAUAGCUACAUACUGUAGAUGCAUAUGAAGGCCGGUAGGGAAUUAUGUGUUAUGUAAUGAACAAAGCUAUGUUUGUCUUGCAUGCAACAGUUAUUCAACAAGACUGCAUGAUCAAUUUUUAUUAGUUUUUUUGUUUGUUUGUUUUUUAAGCACAAAAAUUGACCACUGAUUAUUAAUGUAUUACCAAGAUUGAUUGAUGGAUGGAAAUAUUACAUAGUAUUAAUUCAGUGACAGCCUGUUGCUUUCUGUUCCAUGAUACAAUCAUAUUUCAAAUGAAUCAAAUAUGUCUGCCAUCUAAUAUGACUAUACAUCACCAGGAAUUAAUAUUCAGUACUACGUUAGUCGGUUGGCUGGUCAGUCGUCUAUGGGAGCAAGAUGAUUAGUGGUUGGUCGCUCACUAACUCACUCACGUUAGUGUACAGGUUCUUAUAUAGGGCGCAGUAGAAAAGGACACACACUAGAUUCACACAACACUUAUUUCUGAGUGUGACCAACACAUCAUGACUAUUACACAAUUUAAAAUAUUCCUGUAACCGUGCUGAAAAAAGCCAAACACAGAAGUAUGCAAAUUCCCAAGCACAAUCUCUGUAUUAAACACACCUCUUACAAGUGCCUAUUGGCUUUAGAGGUUGUUAGCAUUCUUAUGGAUGUUUGUAUGUGUAUUUUCGGAUGCUCUAAUAAUCUUCCUGACACGUACAUUUUGAUGUGAAAUAAAAAUCUAUGUAUUAUGGCCUUAUAGAGGGUAGUAUUAUAGUGAUCUAUACAGAUCACUGAGAACUUAGACAAAAUAUCUAAGCUCAAGUACCGUACUGUGUCUAUGAAUGGGAAAAAAUUCGAACACUGCCUUAGUCGUGGGUUGAGAGAGACUCUCAGAGAAAUGGCUAGAAACGUUUGCACAAAUGCUUUAAAUAACUUACUAGUGUUAAACUAUAAAGAACAAAUCAAUGGGUCUUUUUCAUGAGACAGUUAUGCUAAUGCUAACCUGGAAAUUUCAGAUGACUUGGGAAAUGGACUAAAUUCUAAAUGUUUAGUUGAAAUCCUUUAACAUGAACAAGGUGUCAUUCCUUAAAUUUAUAUUUUACACUCUUCUACCUUCUUCACAUGUAUAAUUGUGUAUGUAUCUCCACUUAAAAUGUAACAAAAAUAUUCUACACAGUGUUGCACAGAUGUCCCAAAGUCUGUAAUCAUUUAAAUGAUUCCCCCUUUUUGAUUUCUUAUGCAUUUAAUGAAUAUUUUUUUUCUAUAAUAUUUGCUUCAUGUUUUUUGUCAUGUCAGUAUAACCAUGAUACUGCUGUUUACAGUAUGUGAUGGACAUCCAUUAUAAUGUUUGUUUGUUUUUUUGUUUUUUUUGUCAUUUUCCACACACUCAUAUACAAGUGCUUUAUUUUGCAGUUAAAAUUCUUUGUGAUAUGUGAAUGUGUGUAUGUUUACGGUCUAAUAAUGUAUUUUGCAAUCAAGCUCUCAUUUGUACUGUAUUUUAAAAUGAAAACAGAAAAAAAAAAACUUUUCAUUCUGCUUGAUUUCUAAAGCAUGUUCCUUGGAGGAUGGAAGUAAUAAAAAAGAUUAAAUUUAAAUCCUUA
Molecule: messenger RNA, 4285 nt
Organism: Tachysurus fulvidraco (yellow catfish)
Lineage: Eukaryota; Metazoa; Chordata; Actinopteri; Siluriformes; Bagridae
Gene: zyx
Product: zyxin
Exons: 10
Coding region: 228-2105 (625 amino acids)
Biological process (GO): transforming growth factor beta receptor signaling pathway; integrin-mediated signaling pathway
Source: RefSeq, a predicted model, not a curated record